Messenger RNA from Ipomoea nil (Japanese morning glory), 2929 nucleotides. Its product is annotated as sucrose synthase 7-like. The transcript is spliced from 17 exons. The coding region runs from base 254 to 2773 and encodes 839 amino acids. NCBI's taxonomy places the organism in Eukaryota, Viridiplantae, Streptophyta, Magnoliopsida, Solanales, Convolvulaceae. The record is from RefSeq and is a predicted model, not a curated record. Gene Ontology annotation, biological process: sucrose metabolic process. Gene Ontology annotation, molecular function: sucrose synthase activity.
UUGCAAAUUUAGCCCUUUUUGGUGCUGAAAUCUUGGGAAGUGUUUGGUCCUCAAAACAUGAUGAAGCUAACCUACAGACUCUUGCCCAUGGUGCAAGAAAUCCUUCGCCUUGUUCUUAAGGUCAUAAUAAUCAUGAAGCAGAAAAAGGAAAGAAUGAUGCCCAUGCCCACCACCUAGUCGAUCUAAUGCCACAGACACAGAUUACCUUUGUUUUCCAUCUAAGAAUCUUUCCAAUGCUUUCAGAACAUUCAAAAUGGCUACCGGUCCUGCUCUGAAACGGUCCGACUCCAUAGCAGAUGGCAUGCCAGAGGCCUUGAGGCAAAGCCGGUACCAUAUGAAAAGGUGCUUUGCAAAGUACACAGAGAAAGGGAGCAGGAUGAUGAAGCUUCACCACUUGAUGGAUGAGAUGGAGAAAGUGAUAGAUGAUCAAGCUGAGAGGAACCAAGUGUUGGAAGGCUUGCUUGGCUACAUUUUGUGCACUACUAUGGAAGCAGCUGUUGUUCCUCCUCAUAUUGCCUUUGCCACCAGGCAAAAUCCGGGGUUCUGGGAGUAUGUUAAAGUUAAUGCAAAUGAUCUAUCCGUUGAGGGCAUUACAGCUACAGAGUACUUGAAAUUCAAAGAAAUGAUUGUGGAUGAGGAUUGGGCAACUGAUGAAAAUGCACUGGAAAUUGAUUUUGGAGCUGUAGAGCUCUCAAUGCCUCACUUGACUUUGUCUUCUUCCAUUGGCAAUGGAUUCAAUUCUGUGGCAAAGUUCCUCAGUACAAAGCUAGCUGGAAGAUCAGAGACUGCACAGGCUCUUGUGAACUAUUUGCUUUCCAUGAAUCACCACGGAGACAAACUGAUGAUUAAUGAGACACUCAGCACCAUCUCAAAGCUUCAGGCAGCACUCAUAGUAGCUGAGGCGGCGCUCUCUUCACAGCCCAAAGAUGCACCAUACCAAAGCUUUGAGCUAAUGCUCAAAGAGUUGGGGUUUGAGAAGGGGUGGGGUAAUACUGCUGAAAGAGUCCAGGAUACAAUGAGAAUACUAUCUGAAGUACUUCAGGCUCCUGACCCGUUGAAUGUGGAGAAAUUCUUUGGUAGGCUUCCAAUAAUAUUUAACAUUGUGCUGUUCUCGGUCCAUGGAUACUUCGGGCAAGCAGAUGUACUAGGCCUGCCAGACACCGGUGGGCAGGUAGUUUAUGUUUUGGAUCAAGUGGUUGCAUUUGAGGAGGAAUUGCUUUAUAGAAUUAAGCAGCAAGGCCUUAAUAUCAAGCCUCAAAUACUUGUGGUAACCAGGCUGAUCCCAGAUGCAAAAGGAACAAAAUGCAACCAGGAAAUUGAACCAGUCAUCAAUACAAAGUACUCCCACAUCCUUAGAGUGCCAUUUAGGACGGAAAAUGGAGUUCUUGAUCAAUGGAUUUCUCGAUUCGAUAUUUAUCCUUAUCUUGAGAGGUUUAGUCAGGAUGCUGCUGAUAAAAUCAUUGAGAUAAUGGAAGUAAAACCAGAUUUGAUUAUUGGAAAUUACAGUGAUGGGAAUUUGGUGGCAUCACUCAUGGCCAAUAAACUGGGGAUAACUCUGGGUACCAUUGCACAUGCCCUAGAGAAGACAAAAUAUGAAGAUUCAGACAUAAAAUGGAAGGAGCUAGACCCCAAGUAUCAUUUCUCAUGCCAAUUCACAGCUGAUAUGAUUGCAAUGAAUUCUGCAGAUUUCAUUAUAACAAGCACAUACCAAGAAAUAGCAGGAAGCAAAGACAGGCCGGGGCAAUAUGAAAGCCACUGUGCAUUUACCAUGCCGGGGCUCUACAGGGUUGUUUCUGGCGUUAAUGUGUUUGAUCCAAAAUUCAACAUUGCUUCUCCCGGGGCAGACCAAACCGUCUAUUUCCCUUACACGGAGAAACAGAAGCGAUUCACAUCAUUUCGUCCUGCCAUUGAAGAACUUCUCUUCAGUAAAGCAGAUAACGAUGAACACAUUGGAUAUUUGGAAGACAAAAAGAAACCAAUCAUAUUCACCAUGGCAAGGCUUGACACAGUAAAGAACACGAGUGGAUUAACAGAAUGGUAUGGAAAGAACAGGAGGCUGAGAAGCUUGGUCAAUCUGGUUGUGGUUGGAGGUUCCUUCGAUCCUUCAAAAUCCAAAGAUAGAGAAGAAGCAGCCGAGAUUAAGAAGAUGCACGCGUUGAUAGAAAAAUACCAACUCAAGGGCCAAAUGAGAUGGAUAGCAGCCCAGACUGACAGACUAAGAAACAGCGAACUCUACCGCACUGUUGCAGAUUCAAAGGGAGCUUUCGUACAGCCUGCUUUGUACGAAGCAUUUGGCCUUACAGUCAUUGAGGCAAUGAACUGUGGAUUACCAACCUUUGCAACCAACCAAGGCGGCCCUGCAGAGAUCAUUGUGGAUGGGGUUUCAGGCUUCCAUAUUGACCCCAACAAUGGAGAUGAAUCUAGCAACAAGAUUGCAGAUUUCUUCCAGAAAUGCAGGGAUGACACUGACUACUGGAAUAGGAUUUCUGCUCAGGGCUUAAAGCGUAUAAACGAAUGCUACACAUGGAAGAUCUAUGCAAACAAGGUUUUGAACAUGGGGUCUAUAUAUGGCUUCUGGAAGACAUUGUUCCCUGAUCAGAAACAAGCAAGCCAAAGAUAUAUCCAAGCCUUCUACCAACUUCAGUACAGGAACUUGGUUAAGAGUAUACCACUUAGAAGCAAUGAAGCUCCAGAGCAGCCAAAGCAAAAGGCCAAACCUCAGCUCUCUCAGAGGCGCACACAAUCUUCUCUAAAGAGGCUGCUUGGAGUAUGAAGGAUCCAAAGCAUAAACUUCCAUGGCAGCAAUUCAAUUCAUCACUGUUUCAACUGUGUAGAGAAUGAAUCAAUGAAUGUGUUACAACAAUAAGAAUUAAGUGUAAUGAUCACACAACAAGUUUAAUGAAACAAUUGACUUUUCUUCCUUCUUUUA